This is a messenger RNA of Cercocebus atys (sooty mangabey), 1964 nucleotides long. RefSeq names its product protein PAPPAS-like. Lineage: Eukaryota; Metazoa; Chordata; Mammalia; Primates; Cercopithecidae. The record is from RefSeq and is a predicted model, not a curated record.
UGUUUAUGUUUGUGUCUACCUACUGAGUCUGUAGAAUAAACAAUUUCCUUUAGGAAACAUAAAAAUAGGUUUUUUAUUCUUAUUUUUUAAUCAUGCAUUUUUAUUUCCUUUUAAUCUCUUUGUCUUCUAUUAAUCUCUAUCUGUACAGCUUUGUCACCAUUUUUUUUUUUAUUUUCUCACUUGAAGUAGUUCCAGAAAAAAACACAAAACCUCAAAACUGUUAACUUGACCUUAUAAUUUCCUUCCUUCCUUCCUUCCUUUUUUUUCUUCCUUCCUUUUCUUUCUUUCUUUCUUUCUUUCUUUCUUUCUUUCUUUCUUUCUUUCCUUUCUUUCUUUCUUUCCUUUCUUUCUUUCACACAGGUAACACCUAUAACAAAUUGACAAUUGCAACCAAGUUAAAUCGAACCUGGAAGGGAGGUAGCUGAAAUGUGUCUCAAAGAUUUAUUUUCAACAAAUAGCAUUUAAGCAUUGGCCAAGGUGGGAAUAAGACCAAGAGAACCGUCUAGGCAGUGACUCAAUGUGUUGAAGCCAGGAGUGGCAGCUGAUACCCUAACAUUUUCAAAGCCCUACCAUCUAUGACCAUUAAUCUUUCCCUUCCUUGACACCCCAAUUCACCAUUGAAACUGAUUUCCCAAAGACUGUAUUUCCUUAAAAGGUUAUUGGCACAGAAUCUGGGGGGGCAAUGCAAAUCCUUUGGGUAGGUAGUUAACAUUGUGACUUGGAAAAGGUUCCCUAAAUAGGGCUUAGAGAACUGUCCACCUCAUCUUUUCUUUUUUGCUGCUAACAAUCUAAUACUUCAAAUGCAGAACCUUCAGUGUUUUAGGGCCUUUGAGCUGCUGAUACACAAUAGUGCAUCAGAGCUGCCUCUCAGUGCUCCGGUCACCUAAACAGAAGAUGACUGAAGGAAUGAAAUGAUGAGUUAAUUCCCAGGAGGAAAAUGAAACUGGGAAUAAAUACAUUGCUCAAAUUGAGCUGACACUCCUCCACUAAGGUUUGAAAAGACCCUAUUAAUGAUACCUUCCACGUGGGCAUGAGGUUGGCCACCAAUCAAGUAGCCUCUUUUGCCUAAUAUCCUUGGCAAAUACAUGUUUGUUAGCAACAGGUCUGAAUGAAAGAGACUGAGUGGGUCUUAAUUCAGAAGAGCUGAAUUCACUCUGUGAGUCUGAAGACACAAGUCAGCCUCCAGGAAUCUUUGCUUAGCUGGAUAGUGUGGGGAUAGAUGAUGAUGGGAGUGAAGAUAGAAAGAGGAUAAGGACUGAUUUGAGGGAAGCUGGUAAGGUUCUUUUGUGGCUCCUGAAAUCACAUCAUUAGUAAUGUCAUCUUUGGGUCUUCAAAGUUUUUUAUAUUACCUAUGGGUAUAAUUAAGCAACUGGGAGGGUUGAUACUGUUACCUUUCUUAGCUUGUAUCUUCUAAGUUAACAUCACACAGGCUGAUAACUCAGCUAGGACAAGAGAGAGGCCUGGAGAGUUGGCAAGAGUGCGAAGAUACUGGAGAGGGGUUCAGAAUAGGAUUGAUUCUUCUAAUAUUAUUAUUUCUUGCUAAUAAUUGGUCCUUAUAAUUACAGUGAAGUAAUGGUCUGGAUAUAAAUGAGAUAUGGUUUUGUGAGGAAGAAGCAUAGAGGAUUAUUCUUAACAACUGUGGCAGUCUUGCCAAUAUGGAACCCAAUUUCAGAGUUUGUGAAAUGGUAUAAGUCUCAUAAACUAUCUCAGCACUGCAUCCAUAUUUGUGGGCACCUGUGCCAAAAGCACCUCGAUAUGUUUCUUAAUGUAAUUGGCCAGAGAUGGCCAAUAGAUGUCUUCUCAAGUGUUUCUGAUCACCAGUUAAGUGCUACUGGGAGUGAUAUAAUAUGGUGGUUCCUAAAGUUAUUUUUGGUCCCAUUUUUUUUCUUGAAAAAAGACUAUGAUAGAUUAACAACACCUACCUUGGAUGCAGGAGUUAGGUGAGGCUGCACAUGUGCAUGAUA